CACAAAUUGACAAUCAAUUGUGGGAAAUUUAUGUAAAAUGUCCUACACAGGAUUUCCAUAUAUGAAAUUGCUUCUCCAUCUUUCUAUCCUCUAACUUCUGAUUAAAGUCCUAAAUAAUAAUACUUUCCUUUUUUCAUCAACUUGCCAAUCAGUGGUCAAUAUAGCUUUUUGAUUAGCAAUUAUAGCUCAUACAAGUGCUUCUCUAUAAAUAAAAAGAAUUGGAGGGUGGCUGAUGUAGAAAUGACUCCCUUUCUCUGUUCCCUCUCUUCUGCCUAACACCGCUGAUUUGUAGGUCAUGUGUGAGUUUUAGAAACAAGCCGAGAGAGUGAGCGAGAAAAAGACUUUUACCCUCUAGUGGUGAGCCUGGGGAAAUGACUGUCAAAUGCAUUUAGGAAAAAUACAUAAAUGUCCAAUUAUCCCUGUUCAGUUGUGCAUGGAGCCAGUGACCCAGUUGGAAAUCAGUUUUAGAUUUCCAAAUUCCAUAUUUGAUUCACCAGCAAUCCGUAUGCAGUUACUGAAGAAUGAGAGGCUUAUGCUGUACAUGCAUGUCAAAGUUCUAUUUUUCAGAAGCAACAACCUCCCACUCAGAUGUCAUUCUUCCACAACUCCUUCAGAAUAAAAGUGGUGGAAUGAAUCAGAUUAAGCUGCAAAAAAUGCACUACAUUUUAGUAUAACAUGUACAUUCCUAUUAGCAGUAAUACAUUAGAUAUCUCUAAAGGAGUUUUAACAUGCUUUAAAAAUGUUCCCCAACCAUGAAUUUCCAAUAUUAAGGACCUCGCUGUGCAGUUAGUUACUCGUGCCAUAAAUUAUGAAACAUAAAAAUGUUUAAUAAUCUGGCAUACGGUCUUGGUAACUGUGUGAAAAGAUACAUUAUUUAAAUUUGAGGAUUAAUAAUGAAUCAUUUUGCAAAUUGACAUGAUGCUUGGUAAACCACCAUGUGUAUGUCAAAGGUCAACUGGUGAGACACAUUACCAUCCACGUAAUUAGGCACAGAAGCCACUAUGUUUUCUAAAAUAAAUCUGUAAAUUAUCACACUGCAAACAGGGUAAAUAUUCACAGGCCAAAAGUCAAAGAAUAAGAUUUAGAGGUACAAUUGUACAAUAUUCACAAGUUAGUGAAAGCAAAUAUUUUUAGCCUCUUUGAAAUAAAGCCUGACUAAACCAUUAUUUUCAGUUAUUAAGACCAAAAGCCAAUAAUAAAGGGUUCUCUGCAGGAGUUUUAAGUGUGCGGAUAACUAUUCUACCCGUUAUUUACUGUAAAAUGUCUACAAUAUUGCUAAAUUAGAAUUGUAACAGCUGUUGCAUUGGCUAUUUUGCCACCUAAUGACAGUCUUUAGGGUGGAGUCUAAGCACAGUAAACAUGCACACAAUAUGGACACCAGAGGGGAAAACUAUCUGUUCCAAAUUUAGGUUUUCGUUUCCAAUGCUAAUUAACAUAAAUGAAUAUAUUGCAGUGUUCGCCCUGACAGCCAAGCAUCAAUAACAUCACUCAACAACUGUGCCCAGGGUUUAUUUUAUUCCACAGAUUGACAGAAACACAUGCAAGCACACCAACACAAUCACACUUUCCCACAAUGACAUAGGUUUUAAAAAACUGUCAACAGGCUUAGUAUUUCACAAUUUUGCCUGUCCAUAUUCCAGAAAAAUUAGCUGUGAUAUUGUAUUUGGGAAUCCCACAUUGUCCCUGAGCCCAAAAAAAAACACUCCGCCUCUCCGCUAAAAAAAUAUAAUAAACAGGGAAAUCUCUCAGCUUGUGAGAAAGCGUAUGGGUGUGAAAACAAAAAAAGUGUAAGGAGUGAUACAAAUAGGAGAGAUAAUAGGGAGUGGAGGGAGACAAUAAUAGGGGAGUGAUGGAGGAAAUAGGUGUUAUUCAAAAUUAAGAUGAUACAUGGGAUAGUUUUCCAUUGCACCUUACUGGCUCUCUUGAGGGGGGAGAGACAUCACAUUUCAGAGGCUCAUAUGCAACACAGACACACACACACACACACACACAUAGACAAAGAAACGCUCCUAUGAACGCUUCAUUAGGCCCAAGAGGGACUGAUAUGAAGGUUUUCUCUCGAGGUGAAGGGAAUGGAAAUAGAGAUCAGUCUUGAGCUGAACAAUGAUCAGGGGAACAUUACUCUACUGCAAAUAACGCCACACAUUAUCGACACCUUAGUAAAUUGUGUGUGCGUGUGUGUGCGUCUGAGUGAGAGAUUUAAUUUCAACAACUGCAAACUCAUUUCAUCGUGGGAGCUUCCCUGUGCGUGCUUUGGUAUUUGUAUUGUAUGAGUGUGUAUGUGUGGGCAGCCCUACAGAUUUAAAAUUCAUAGAAAUCCCCAAACCAUUCUGUACCCAUUUGCUUAUUUAUGCAGUCGAUACAUAAAACAUGACUGACCCGAUCUUUCACUUCCUCCCAUUUCCCACAUUCAAUCUAAAUUCAAACCAAAAAGGUGACAUCCACACAGAUGCAACUAUUAUAUUUACUCAACCAAUGUGAGCGGACAUCCUCCUGUUUUCAACAUGUGUAUUUUGAACUGAUACCUCAGUUGCAUCCAGGUAUCUGUCUCGUUUUAUAUGCUCAUCCUCUUAUUUGUAAUAAUUUCCAAAUAUCUUGUAUGUGCAUUAUGCACUAAAAGGAUUGUAAAGUCAUACUUUAGUCCCAGCGGUUUUCAUGGCUUUAACUGGCCUUUCAGUUCCAAUUUAGGGAAAUCUGAAUGCCACAGCACACGUUGAUAUUUUGUGAUAUCUAACCCGAGGCAGUUCCAUCGUGUUCCAUCGUGACAAGAAGCCAGUGCACAAAGCAGCAGGACAGAAAUUACUCACCCGGUUUAGUGUGGAGGAACUUGACUUGGUCUGCACACUCAUGACCUCAACCCAGACCCAGACGCACUGAGAUAAACCAGGGGAAUUGUGUUCAUAUACUUUUGUCAACAUAGAGAACAGUGUUAUAAGAGCAAAAAUGGAAAUAUUAGGAAGAAACUUUCUCGGAUUUACAUUUUAAAAAAGGGCCACCACUGGCACGUCAUUGGGCCUGUGGUCAUCACCUGGGGAUCGCCCCGCCCCCCUCCCUUGCGUGUCUGCGUUGCAGGUGGCCGCCCUCUCACUACCUGGACACACUGAGUUAAAAGGAUUUGUGAAAAUCAUGGAAUACCAAGAGGCAUUUAAGUAUGGUGCAACCCCGGGUGCUGCUGGAAUAAGGAAAGCUUUCCCUGCUGAGCUCCUUCUUUCCGACGACGAAGAGGAGGAAACUGCUUCAAUCCCACCACUCGAAGAUGCACCUGGAGACAGCCUAUUGGAAGAUGAGGAUGACUGCUCUGAUGACGACCACAAUGCCCAGUCUCUCCAUGCUCGGAGAUCUAACUGGCACAAGAGUCUCAUGGCAGCAAUAAGUAGUGAGAAGUUUGACAGCCUCCUGAAGAUGUUUCCUGAUUUCUACGGCUGCAAGAGCCACAUGGCAGCUUUUGUCUUGUUGAGAGAACUGCUGGAUACAGCAGCUGGUCCCUACCAGCAUUACAAGGUGGUGGCUCUGGGAACGGGCCGUUCAUGCUGCAGUGAGUGGCUUCGCUACAAUGGAACCAUGGUCCAUGACUGCCACGCAAUCAUCAUCGCCAGACGGGCUCUCAAAAGGUUUCUGUACAAACAGCUUCUGCUGUUCUUUGAUGCGGAUCCAAAGGCCAAGGAGAUGUGUGUUUUUGAGAGAAGUGCAGACGGCCCCCAGCUUCAGCUCAAACCCAAGACCAGUCUGCAUCUCUACACCAAUCAGUGUCCUGCAGGAGCAGCUAACAGCUUCUACUUUAAGGGCCGUGUGAAUAUUUGGACGACUAUGAAGCUGCAGUAUCACUCCCAGGGCCUGCUGGUCCCUGUGCCCAACCUUGACCCGAGUAUGUGGGGGGCCAAAGUCUGCUGCAUGUCCGGUAGUGACAAACUCUGCCGCUGGACCGUCACCGGGUUGCAGGGUGCACUGCUGAGCCACUUCAUCCAGCCCCUCUACAUCAGCAGCAUGGUGCUAGCCGGUCAGAAGCUUUUAAAUGAGGACGUGUCAGAAAUCACCAACAUGCGACUGGGUGAUUGCUGGGAAGACGUUCUGCCGCCAUCCUACAAAAAACACAACAUCUUCUGUCUCUAUGGCGACUACGUGGGGCCCAGCAGCAGCACCUCCAAGCAUGACAACCUCAGCAUCAACUGGUGCCUCGGAGACAAGGACGUUGAAGUUCUGGACAGCGGAAAAGGCUUCAUCAUCGGCGGAUCUCCAUAUGUGAGCGGGACCGGCUUCUCCAGCAGACUUUGCAAGAGAGCCCUCUACAGUUAUUUCCUCCGAGUUGCAGAGCUGAGUGAGCAGAGCUAUCUGCUGGAUCUCCCCACCUACCGCAGCGUCAAGGCGGAAGCCGCCGUCUACCAGAAAGUCAAAGAUCUGGUCAAGCAACGGUUUCUGAGCAAUCGUGCAGGUCCUUGGAUUUCAAAAGAGCUGGUGGACUGCUUUGGCUCUUGAAUGUGCCCUCGGUAACAUUGCACGAAGACGUUUUAGUUCCUCUGGAUGUUUUGUUUACUGCUGUUUGUGCCAAACUUCAUUUAGCAGCUGUUCACAGUAAGUUUAGUUUUCUGUAUAAUGUUGCUCUUUUCAGUUUGUGCAGGUGCCCCUACCGUCCUGCACCACCAAGAAGUUGUCAGUUUGAGUUGGUUGUUGGCUAAAAGAAACAUGGUGUUUAAGCAUAGAUAACUUUUCUUUCUUGAUGUCAAGUAAAAUUGGGUUGCAAUAUGAUUCAGGAUGACAUUUGUAUCCAAGUAGUUUGUGUUCUUGUGCCACCCAAUAAAUUCAACCGUCCAGGCACUUGUCCAGGGUUUACAUAAAUAGUAUCUCAUUAUAACGGGAUCAGAUUAAACUCUGGCAAACUGGGGAAUGUUCCUGGUGUAAAAUGUUAUAAUAUUUUACUUUAUUAGUUGCCCAUUUGACAGCACACAUUGUUUUAUCAAUAUCACAAGCAGUUUUUUUUGUUUUAACUAAUCAUUAUGAAGUAGAUGUCGAUUGCACAGUGAUGGUUAUUGAAUAGUAACACCUUCAAUUUAAGAUUGGGUCACUGCUUCACUUUGGACUUCUGUUUGCUAAAGAAGAUCUGGCAAAAUGAAGGCUUGAUUUACAGCCCACGGUAGUUGUCCGAUUGUGCCAUUAUUGUUAUUGUAAAGACAAAGAAGAGCACAUAGAGUGGGAGGCUCUGUAGACACUUAUACUUACACAAUAUAUAGAAUAUUAGUUCAACUGGAACUUACACGCCGCACAAACCUCGGACUUCAAAUACUCUGCUAGUUGAUAAAUAAAAAUGGAAACGUAAUUUUGUGAA
This is a messenger RNA of Gasterosteus aculeatus aculeatus (three-spined stickleback), 5320 nucleotides long. RefSeq names its product adenosine deaminase domain containing 2 (gene adad2). Gene Ontology annotation, biological process: RNA processing; adenosine to inosine editing. NCBI's taxonomy places the organism in Eukaryota, Metazoa, Chordata, Actinopteri, Perciformes, Gasterosteidae. The record is from RefSeq and is a predicted model, not a curated record. Gene Ontology annotation, molecular function: tRNA-specific adenosine deaminase activity; double-stranded RNA binding; double-stranded RNA adenosine deaminase activity. Gene Ontology annotation, cellular component: cytoplasm; nucleolus.